GGCCGGGGAGCGAGGGGAUGGAGGGGACGCUGGUGUCUGACUGGGGGUGGUGGGUCAGAGUGGAGGCGGUGCCCUGUACCCGUCCCGUCCCGUCCCGUCCCUCCCGGGCGGCUUUCGGUUUCACUCUCAGUGCAGACGGCGGCGAGGGAAGGGGAUGCAACCAGCUACGAGGGGGAUGCAACCAGCUACGAGGGGGAUGCAGACAUCGGCGAGGAGGAUGCAGACGACGGCGCGACCACCCGGCGCCCCCACCAUACCAGUCAGCACCGGAACGACGAUCAUCGCAGUGGAGUUCGAUGGAGGGGUCGUCAUUGCCUCCGACUCGCGAGUCACUGCCGGGCAGUCAAUAGGCAACCGGGUGAUGAACAAGCUGUGUCCGCUCCAUGACCGCAUCAUGUGCGCUCUGUCGGGCAGCGCUGCAGAUGCACAGGCCAUCGCUGACAUAGUCAGCUACCAGCUGGAGCUGCACAGUGUGGAGAUGGAGCAGGCACCGCGGGUGCGGGCUGCGGCUGCAAUGGUGCAGAACAUUACUUACAAGUACAAGGAGGAGCUGCUGGCACAUCUCAUUGUGGCCGGCUGGGACCGCCGACUCCGGGGACAGGUGUACGUCACGCUGGGUGGGAUGCUGGUCCGACAGCCGUUCGCAGUGGGGGGCUCGGGCAGUGUGUACAUCUACGGCUAUGUGGACUCUGCCUUCAAACCGGGCAUGAGCAGGGCUGAGUGUAUCAAGUUCGUGAUCAACGCGGUCACGUUGGCCAUGGGUCGGGACGGAUCGAGCGGGGGGGUGGUACAUCUCGCUAUCAUCACUGACUCGGGCACCGAGUACACCAUCAUCUUGCCCCACGACCUGCCGCAGUUCCACUGUGAGUGAGGCGCGGUGACGCCUGACCUCAUACUGACCUGUAGAUCCACCGUCUGCCCGCCUGUCCGUGCCCGCAACGUGCUGGAAUAAACCUGUAGAUCCAGCGUCCGACAGGCACUGGCUGAGCCGCUGCAGUUUAUAUAUUUCUAUAAUAAACACUGUCUAAUUCACUCAG
Molecule: messenger RNA, 1037 nt
Organism: Amblyraja radiata (thorny skate)
Lineage: Eukaryota; Metazoa; Chordata; Chondrichthyes; Rajiformes; Rajidae
Product: proteasome subunit beta type-9
Exons: 6
Coding region: 155-871 (238 amino acids)
Cellular component (GO): proteasome core complex; cytoplasm
Molecular function (GO): threonine-type endopeptidase activity
Source: RefSeq, a predicted model, not a curated record